Drosophila willistoni is the source of this 1972-nucleotide messenger RNA. RefSeq names its product vacuolar fusion protein MON1 homolog A (gene Mon1). The record is from RefSeq and is a predicted model, not a curated record. The transcript has 3 exons. Gene Ontology annotation, biological process: protein targeting to vacuole; endosome to lysosome transport via multivesicular body sorting pathway. NCBI's taxonomy places the organism in Eukaryota, Metazoa, Arthropoda, Insecta, Diptera, Drosophilidae. The coding region runs from base 83 to 1708 and encodes 541 amino acids.
UGCUAAUUGAGUUGUUUGGUUUUCUUUUUGGUUUGUUUUUUUGCAAUGGUUUCACUUUUACAACGAAUAUAACUCUUGCACCAUGGAAAUUGAACAGACUUCAGUAAGUGUGGCCACUUCUGAUACAAAUUCCACCUCAGAGUAUCUGGAUGCCGAAGGUGAAUCCGAGGAGAUUCAUAGUAGCGAAAAUGAAACCUUUUACCCAGAGGAGGCGGAUCGUGGUGAUAAUGAAGCUGAGCAGCAGCAACAUAGUAUUAUAUUAGAAUUGCGAGACGAACUGGGCACAAGGCCCCAAGGAGUUACUCCGGAACCAGCAGAUAGCAACAAGGAAUUGGCUGCCUCAGUAGAAUCACUGGCAUUGAGCAGCUCUACGAGUGCCAAGACUGAGGAUAGUCAAAGUGUCCACCAGAUGCAUCUAGAUGACGAUCAGCAUGAUUAUCAGCACGACAGCGUCUGGCGUGGCCAAAAGAAGCAUAUAUUCAUAUUAAGCGAAGCAGGCAAACCUAUUUAUUCCCUACACGGCAACGAGGAUAAAUUGGUGACACUUUUUGGGGUUAUCCAAGCACUGGUUAGUUUCGUUCAAUUGGGCCAAGACGCCAUUACCUCAAUACACGCGGGGGGCAUUAAAUUUGCCUUCAUGCAAAGGAAUUCUUUAAUUCUCGUGGCAGCUACAAGAACCAAUAUGAGUGUUCAGCAAAUGCAACUGCAACUGAGCGAUGUGUACAAUCAAAUCCUUUCAACUCUGACCUACUCUCACAUGAACAAAAUCUUUGAAAAACGCAAGAACUUUGAUUUGCGACGUCUUCUCUCUGGCAGUGAGCGACUCAUUUUUAAUUUGUUAGCCAAUGAUAGUAGUAAUGCUAGGGUGUCAAAUAAUAUUUUCACAUUUCUCACCAAUUCCAUUAGAGUCUUUCCUCUGACGACUGCCGUAAGGUCUCAGAUAGUGUCGGCCAUUCAGAGUAACUGCUCAAAAAUCAAAAAUCUGGUCUUUGCCGUACUGAUAGCCCAGAAUAAAUUGAUUGCUUUGGUGCGCAUGAAGAAAUAUUCGAUACAUCCUGCCGAUUUACGUUUAAUAUUCAAUUUAAUUGAAUGCUCCGAGUCCUUUAAAACAUCAGAGAACUGGACUCCAAUCUGUUUACCCAAAUUCGAUAUGAAUGGCUAUUUGCAUGCUCAUGUCUCAUAUUUAUCUGAUGAUUGCCAGGCCUGUCUCUUGCUCCUAUCGGUGGAUCGUGAUGCCUUCUUCACUUUAUCGGAGGCCAAGGCCAAAAUAACAGAGAAACUGCGAAAAAAUAAUUGCCUAAAAGCCAUCGAUGAUGAGCUGAAGCAGCCUUUUAACGCAAAACUCUAUCAACAAGUUUUAGGAGUGCCCGAACUAAGGCAUUUCCUUUAUAAACCCAAAAACACCGCUCAGCUGUUAUGUCCCAUGCUCAGGCAUCCAUACAAGGCCAUAACAGAGUUUGAACGUCUUGAGGCCAUCUAUUGCAGUCUUCUGCAUCGAAUCCAUAACAAUUGGAGACCGCUUAAACUCAUUUAUGAGGUGAAGGAACAGGAAGUAGUUCUCGCUUGGGCCACUGGCACCUAUGAGCUUUACGCUGUAUUUGAGCCAGUCGUUGACAAGGCCACCGUGAUUAAAUAUGUGGAUAAACUGAUUAAAUGGAUUGAAAAGGAGUACGAUGUCUACUUUAUACGAAAUCAUGCAACAUUCUGAGCCGCAUUUAAGAAUUUCUUGAAAUAAUUAUUGUGAGAUGUGUAACUAUUUUUACAAAACCUGCUUACUGUUUCAUACAACCUUUGAACGAUUGAUCAUAUAAUGCUUUAAUAAUGAUUUUUGUUAUUGUUUUCAAGUUGUCCCUAUCACAGCUUUUAUAUACAGAUAUAAAUACUAAAUGACUUAACCUUAUCUAUACCAGAAAUACUUACACAUGUACAAUUGUAAUUUAAUGAAUUUAAGUAAAACUCUUUAAAAACAAUA